Molecule: messenger RNA, 6670 nt
Organism: Oreochromis niloticus (Nile tilapia)
Lineage: Eukaryota; Metazoa; Chordata; Actinopteri; Cichliformes; Cichlidae
Product: suppressor of cytokine signaling 7
Biological process (GO): intracellular signal transduction; phosphatidylinositol phosphate biosynthetic process
Cellular component (GO): phosphatidylinositol 3-kinase complex
Molecular function (GO): 1-phosphatidylinositol-3-kinase regulator activity
Source: RefSeq, a predicted model, not a curated record
GUGUUGUCUGACCGGAGGAUGAGGAGUCUUUAGGAGGCUAACAGCUAACGUCACGGAGCGGCGGCACCGGGCCCGUUUCUCUCGUUCCUUCAUGUUCUGACGUCGUCCAGCGGAGCCUUCACCGUCACGAACCGGACCGGACUUCACAUGUCCGCGGCUGUGCGCUGCCGGCGACCCGGGUAGCUCUGCGGGGAGAUGCGGCAGCAGCUAGCAGCUAGCCGUUAGCCCCGCAGCUGUUAUGUAAGCGCGGAGCGACUAGCCGCGCAGCUAACGUUAGCCGCCGCCAUGAAUGACGCGCAGCAAGAAAUGUCUCCGGACUUCGUGCUCAUGCGGCUCGUGUCCGCCGCGGAGUACGACCGGCUGGACGAGCCCGACGAGCUGAUGUCCGGGGGCGGCGGGUUCGGCCCCGUCAAAGCCGCGCUGGGCCGCCACGGCGGCGGGUUCGAUGUGGAUUCUGGCGGCCCCUCGGCAGGCCUCGGCUCGGCAUCACCGCAUUACAGCUCUCCGCUACCCGGGAAAGGAGAGCUGAGCGGCGGGCUGGGGCUGACGCAGGCCCCGUCGGGCUCCGAGACGCCGCUGUCGCCCCCUCCGUCCGAGGACUUUGUGGACUUCCCGGUGCCGCGCGGGCACGGCUCUGCGGGGCACGGAGCGCAGCUGAUGGUGCUCCAGAACUUGCUGCGGUCCGGAGACCGGAUCCUGGAGUGCGGGUUGGAGCAGCCGCCCCCGGGCUUCCUGCAGGAGGAGGCAGAGCGACAGAGACAGCAGCUGGACCCGGGGCCGGGCACGGGUCCCGGCAGCGCGACAGCUGGUCCCGGUGGAGGAAAGGACCAGAGCCCCCCUUCGCAGGUGAACCUGCAGCCGCAGCAGCUAUUGCAAUGGCACCCGGUCCUGAGGCUGGGCUCCCAGGCCCCCCAGCGGGGCGUCCCGGCUCUGGACUCGGAGUCUGGGUCGGUCCUGUGCCACACACACCACCUGCUGACAGACCGGCUGGCUAAGUGGCCCCCAGGCCUGCUGGACCAAGCCCUGCGGGCAGGACUACUGGAGCCCAGGAAAACCUGUCCCCCCAGAUGUCAGGACCCGGUCCUGGCUCCGGCCCAGAGGCCAGUACACCCGGGCGAGGGGAGGGAAGGAGGUGGCGGGCAGGAUCUGGUGCUCUCGCUUCCUCGCUGUUCCUGCCAUGGCGUCCUGGCCUCGGGGUCAGGGGGCAUUGGGCCUGGUGAGGACCCCAGCGAGACGAGCGACGCCCUGCUGGUCCUGGAGGGUCUGGGGUCAGAGGAGGUGGGGGGACUCGGGGCAGAGUCCGGGGAUGCGGAGGGGGAGGACACAGAGAAAACCGAGUGGGUGGUGGGUGCAGGGACGCCUGGGGGGGCGGGGUCUGUGUUCUCCAGUGGGACUCUCAGCGGGCUGAUGCGGCAGGUGCACAGACUGGCAGAGGAGGCGGGGGUGUGCACAGAUCAGAGCUGCCGGUCCUCACUCGCCGUUCUCGGCGCCACCGUGUCCCUCCCCUCCUGCGCGGACCCCCAGCCCCUCGUCGGCAGCACCGCCAACCCCUGCCCGUACCCGCCCGUCCGCUCACCACUCUCCCAGGCUGCUGCGGUGCUCCCCGACCCCCUCCCAUCCUCUGACCCAAGCCGUCGCCCACAGCAUCAGCACCAGUCGCGCUCCCAGCCACAGAGCCGUGCCGCUACCCCUAAACUGGGUGUGGCUUCUGGGGGAGCGGGUCGGUCAGCCUCCCCUCUGGUGGUCCUGGAGGGGGAGGGGGGUGCAGGAGGAAGGGAGGGGGAGAAGAUGCCACGGGGGAAGUCGAGGAAGGGGGGGUCGCUGAAAGUCCGGCUCAGCAAGCUAUUCAGAACCAAGAGCUCGAGUGGCGGCUCGGGGGACCUAGACAAGAGGCCGUCCUUAGCGUCGUCCACAUCAUCGGGUGGCAGCCUGUUGGACGUGUGGGGGUCCACCUGCAGCAACCCAGACCAGGACGGCAGGCUGCAGGUAUCCAGACCUCACAGUGCCUUCUCUCCGGUGCCCUUCACUCCGGCUUUCACCGGUGAGACGGUCUCUCUGGUCGAUGUGGAUAUUUCUCGGAGGGGGGAACUCUCUCCACCCCCCACUCCUCCUCCCCCUCCCAGACGGAGCCUCAGUUUGCUUGAUGAUUUCGGGGGUCCUCCUCAGCAGCACGGCCCCUUCAUGGAGCGCAGCGCCGGGGCCUCCAUGCAGUCGCUGCCCCCCCGACCGAUGGCCCUGCCCCCCUCCCUCAACACCAUCCAGCACAGCCUGAGCCUCAACGACACCUUCCUGCGAGGUUUACCUCGACCCGUCCCCGCGGCCCGACGGCCACCACCCGCCCCACGGCUCGCCCCUCGCUGCCCGCUCAGUCGACCCGAUGCCGGCAGCUUCGCCACCAGCCUCAGAGAGCUGGAGAAGUGCGGCUGGUACUGGGGGCCAAUGAACUGGGAGGACGCCGAGAUGAAGCUGAAGGGGAAACCGGACGGCUCGUUUCUGGUGCGGGACAGCUCAGACCCGCGCUACAUCCUGAGUCUGAGCUUCAGGUCGCAGGGAGUCACACACCACACACGCAUGGAGCACUACAGAGGGACGUUCAGCCUGUGGUGUCACCCAAAGUUUGAGGACCGCUGUCACUCGGUGGUGGAGUUCAUCGAGCGAGCCAUCAUGCACUCCAAGAACGGAAAGUUCCUGUACUUCCUGCGCUCGCGAGUCCCAGGUCUGCCGCCGACCCCGGUCCAGCUCCUGUACCCGGUCUCCAGGUUCAGCAGCGUUAAGUCUCUGCAGCAUCUCUGUCGCUUCUGCAUCAGACAGCUGGUCCGGAUCGACCACAUCCAGGAGCUGCCGCUGCCCACACCUCUGAUCGCCUACCUGAGGAAGUUUUAUUACUACGACCCCGAAGAGGAGAUCAGUCCCACGCUGAAGGAGGACAAGGAGCAGAAGGAGGAGAAGGAGCGGGUGACGGAGGGCGGUGGCCAGCUGGGGGUCGAGUCGCAAACGUAGCACCGGAGCCCGAAGCCGGCUUCUUUCCUUUUCUUUGUUUCUCGGACUCGAUCACUGAAGGAUGUUCAAAAAUCAAACUGAACUUUCAGACUUCAGCCAGUCGGCUCCCUCCGCUCAGUCCCGUAUUCGGGCGGGUUUCAGAUGAUCCACCCUCCUUUCAGCUCUCUGAUCGGCUCACGGGGAGUCGACUGGGGAGGGGCCGGGGAUGUGGAGACUCCGCCUCUCUUUUGAUGUCAUCGCUGAGCAGCCAGACAUCGAUGUUAGCUAAAAUCAGUAAAAGAGAAACGAGCUGAGAAAGUGUCGGUCGCCUCUGGGGUCCUCUGACGUGUGACGUGAAGAAGCACUUUGAGGCGAUACGAGAGGGUCUCUGAUCCCGAGAGCAGAAGGCGGUACAGAUUUAUCCCAGCUCAGAGCGCCGAGAGGUGACGAGGGCGCAGCACAAAGUGUUAAACGGUCCCCUGAAUGCACGAAAAGUUCUUUAAAUGGAUAAAACAUCACAGAAGAAACAAAUGAUUGAACCUUUUAAAGGUAAAUUUAAGCAGCUUUGAUUCGUCUGAUUAGCUGAUUUGUAGCUUGAUUCAUCAUAAAGAUAUUUGAUAGGCUCUAAUAUGCAGAGCGGUCAGCAUCAGCUGUGAGCUGGGAUCAGAGUCUGACCCAUACAUCCUCAAACGUCUGCCAUCUGUAAGAAUGUAGGAGACAUUUCUGGGUUUUGGAUCUGAAAACCUGGUGAUGAUGUGAAAGUGUUGCUCGAGGUGGCGUUCGUGGCGCCUCCGUCGGCCGAGGCGUUCAGGUGUCCCUGCUCUGAUCGCUUAAACAUUCAGGCAGGUUAGUUGUUCACUCCCACCGGAUCACGUCACCGCCCCAAAACUGAGGAUGUCCUCGUGACGUUUACGCUGCUGCUGAAGCGUGAGCGGCUCUCGUCUGAUUGGCUCGGAGACGUCAGCCGUCUGCUGCACUGUCGUGUAAAGUUCUUCACUUUCAUAUUUGCACUGAGCGACUUUUGUGCGUUUGGCCCAAUCGUGAAGAUGAGUCCUCGCAAACCGCUCCCCGUUCGUCGACCUCGUGUACGCUGAAACCUUUGGUACGAUUUUUGCACUUCAGGUGAGGAAAGGUGGAGUCUGAAUGUAGGUGUGGAGCUCCAGGAAGAGGAGCGCGCUGUGAAUGUCACUGAAAUAUUUCCUGAGAAUGAGCCUGGGUCCGCUUCGGGGUUUUAUCAUUGAGCUAGUGUUACUUGGCCGUCCUUUAGUUCCCGCAGCAGCGUUUCCUCCACUGUCUCGAGCCCCACGCAGGUAAACGAGUCAGCUGACCCUUCAGAGGGCGACAGGUGAUCGUAAACAGCCGUUUUCUUCCUUCAGCUCGCUCAGAGAGAUCUGAGCAGACUUGGGCGUUGAAGGUCAAACCCCACCCACUCUCACACCUUUGCGCACCUGACCAACCACUGCACAAACAGAAUCGUUCAAAGUUACAGAGAAACGAACAGAAAUGACCCGACUUCAUUAAAAGUGUGGUGUGGGGUGGAUGAGUCGGGUGGUGUUUGAAUCUCUGUGUUUCCUUCAUGCAUCUGGUAACACGUCGGUGUGUGAGGCGGCGCGCUCCGUACGACGGCCGGGAUCCUGGAGGCGACCGCCGCUCUGACUGUCGGGGCGUCAUUACCAAAAAAAUAAGAAAAGAAGAGGUUUUUACUGUGACGACUACUGAACUACAGCUUCCCCAAGCUGCACUGGAACAAGCUGGCGUUCAGAUGAACUGGACCCGAGCGCAUUCAGACACUGGGAACACUGGAACACUGGAGCCGGGACUUGAGCGCCCUGCGGGCACUUCCAUGAUGUCAAACGGUGAACGUGGGGGUAAACCUGCACACUGAAGGACUGCAGAUGUGCUGACAUGUUGUCUGUGGUGUGGGGAGCAGUAAGCUGUGCUUCUCACCUGUUAAUAAAACAGUGUGGGCGGGACCAAGGUGCUCUCCGUCUUUGAUCUGUACGCAGGUUCAAUGCUUCCAGGAAUUCCACAGGUAAUCCUGAAAACCAGAGUCUACUGUGCAAAAGUCUUGAGCCUCAGCUCAUUUCUUUUUGUUUCCAAAGAGCCGACUUGGCGAUUGUUUAAGUUGACCAAUACUUCUUUAGCUUCUGAAGGUAUUUCAGUCCAGUCCUUGGACCAGACCGUUUUCAGACCAGUGUUUUUGUUAAGCCUCUGAGCUCUGACCUUUGAACCUUUUGAGCAUCAUAAGGCUCCGAGGAGGUCCAACAGUGAGACUGCAACCAUCUGUGAAGCACGUUGGAGGAGUGGUCAUGGUUUCAGCUACAUGUCAGUGCUGUUCUUUGAUGAACUGAUGAAUUAUGAACUCAGAGAAGUUCCAUCAGAGAAAGCUGAGUUGAGACCACUCGCACCAGCUCGUUAGUGUGAUUCAAACUGUUCUUCACUGAUAUUCUGUAUUUCGUGAACAUGGUUCAGAGAAUCACUGCAAAAUAUGAAAAAAUGAGGGAGACUCGAGACCUUUGCACAGUAAAAAGUCUGUGGGAGGGGAAAAGCAAAGAUGGUGACAGAAGUAAAAGUACAUGUCUGUGUAUUUGGUGUUUUAUUAAUUCAUAACAGCCCCCUCGAGGUGCUUUAUAUAGAAAUGUAAUGAUACAGUGUUAGAAAACCGAGCGGUCGGAUGAUUGCUACCACUCAGUGAAAGUGGGAAGGAAAAACUCCCUUUUAACAGAAGCAGGCUCAGAGAGGGAAGAAGAAAGAAAACACAAACUCUGGCAGAGAGCUGAUGGAUUUAUAAAAGUUUUUUUUUAAAGGACUUUGGUCCGGCCCUGAAAAUGUUCCUCCUGCACAAAGAAGUCCGAGAUAACAGUGAGAACGUCCAGCUGCUCCUCGGAAGAACCCCAGCUGUGUUUCAGCUCCAGGCUGACGGCGCUCACAGAUGUGAGAAGCAGAGCAGCUUUAGUAACAGCUGCUGUUCAUUCGACAAGGUCCUGCCCAUUAUUACUUUGAUACAAACAAAAUGAAAUGAUGUCCUGAUGCAUGCUCAGGCAUCCAGGUAAGGAAAUCCCAAAAUGAUCAGAGGUGAUGACAAUUUGCAUAUUAAUGAUCAUAAACGGACCUCCCAGCUUCAUUCAGUGGGCUGGUUUCAGUCACUACUGUUGGAAACCUGCAGUCAGCUGAGACUGAAGGAGUCACCUGAUGAUGGUGAAACGUUUCUCCCACUGAAAACAUCCAGAUAAACAGAAUCAACUGUUUGAGUAAAUUAAUCUGUAUUAUCAUCAGUGAUUGUGUAGUUAUUGGUAUUUUCGAGUCUGCUGUGAUGAAAGUACCCUUCUCUGUCGUCGUGGUUACGGUAUCAGUGAGAUGGAUCCAUCUGCAGCUCAUCAGAGGAUUUGAUCCUCCAUCAUGACUCAAAAUGACCAAAAUAGACUUGAAAUCAUUUAAUGAACCAAAACUUUCAGCACAGGUAUAAUGAGCCAACAUUUCACAACAAAAGUUAGAUUUGUGUGGCAGAAUGUGUGCGUCUGCUCCCAUCAGCCACCUGGGCCCCAGGCUGGAAACCAUUACAAUAACUAUCAUUAAAAUCACGCCGCUGAAGCUUUGACCUCACAGGUCAAAUGUAAUCUAUGACAUCAUUCUAAUAACACACCAGCACGAGCUCCGCCCUCAAAUCGUCAUCUGCAGCCAGACAUCUGGA